Actinia tenebrosa (Australian red waratah sea anemone) is the source of this 10047-nucleotide messenger RNA. Its product is annotated as cilia- and flagella-associated protein 54. Gene Ontology annotation, biological process: cilium assembly. Gene Ontology annotation, molecular function: protein binding. The record is from RefSeq and is a predicted model, not a curated record. Lineage: Eukaryota; Metazoa; Cnidaria; Anthozoa; Actiniaria; Actiniidae.
CAAGAUGGCGACCUACCAACCAAAACAAAGCUAAAAAUAAUGUGAUUUUAGCUUGAAAUAUUUAUUUUUUAUUGAAAUAUUUAACCUUCUCUUAUGCUAGAAUGAAUUCACUUUGGUCAAAGGAAAACAUGGGUUCAGAAAACGGCCGAAAUGGGUCUGGCCGCCUAAAUCCAGUUCAGCUUGCCUUUGAGCAAGAGUUGACAAGGUUUGUCAAAUACAUGAACAGAAAAGCUGAACUUGGUCCCAGAUGGAAGAAACCUGACGAAGAGGCGUAUGCUAGGGGCUCCAAUACUUUAUUCAAUCUAUGGAAUAAUUAUGAAUCAAGACUGCAGCAGGAUUACUAUAUACAAAAGAUGAUUGCCACUGGAGACUUUCUUUUCAAUAUCAAGGAAUACAAGAUAGCCCAGUAUCAUUGCUAUGGAAGAUUUCUUAGCAGUGUCAGAGGAUCAGAUAAUGCACUAGAUUCAUGUGCAGAUAAAGACAUGAAUGUUUUUAACAAAAUUUAUCUACCCAAUGGACUUGAUGACCCAAUGKCUAUCACUGUGAUAAGAGCAUUGCUAGGUGAAGCCAUUUGUUCUUUUCAUGUGAAGAUUUCUGAUGAUCUAAACAUCAAGAAUCCGCAAACCAUUACUGAGUGCCUUAGAACACUAAAAAUCCUGAGAUUGAUUACACAGACAGCCUUGCAUAGGGAAUCAUUCUGUUGGCUAGUUUUCAAUGGUACAGUUCAUAUCUAUACAGCAUGCAGGCACCUCAUGUCCCUAGGUUACAGUAGUAAGGUUUUGGAGUUUGUUCUGUGGGCUUGUAUGUGUAUGGAGUCAUCAGUACCCCUGAUGACAGCCAGAUACCUCGCUUGGCGUUGUACUCUCUACACUGCAGUCUGUCAGUGCUACUACGACAUGAAGGCCACCACACAAGCUGAGAGCUUUGCAAGAAGGGGAUUGAAUAAGGUUAAUGAACUGGAAGAGAUUGAGAAAAUCAGCACCUCGGAACCCUCACCGAUGUCGGCCAUGACUUUCCGUGAAGCUAGGACCAAAAUGCAGAUCAUGGUUUUUAAAAGGGUGGUGUUUGAGACCAGGAAGAGACCAAAGGGCUUGUUACGGCCAAAAACUAAACCUAAUCUAAAGGAUAGCAUCAACCAACCGUGGCCCAGAACCCAAACAGAACGUGUACUAACAGACCUGUUCCAGUUUAGCACCUCGGCUCAGUUUCUUGCGAUACUUGAAGCACUGAGCGAACCGCGCCGACGAACGAUACAUUGUGAAGCACCACCCCCGGAUGCAGAAGACACGGUGACGGAUGUUUGCUYAGAGCUGUUCUUUGCGGGGAUGGAGCUGAUUGCCGGUGGUGGCGGUGCUAAACAUCAACAUGCGAUGAAACAUGAGAGUGAUAUACAUCCAUCUGUGAUAGAUUUGGGUUAUCGUGGUCUGAUGGGGUUUAUACGUGAAGGAUCUAGUGGUAUCUCAUUACAGGCCGUCAUCAAGUUGGUCAAGCUGGCGUUUAGCUACGAGCAGUGGGAAAGCUUCAACAUACUUGUAUCACCAGCCCUAGAGUUACUAAGAGACCAGGAAGCCACUACUAGUCUACUGGAUAUCAAGACUCUAGAGCUGAUGAUAGCCUUGGAACCAUUCUACAGUAGCAUCAAGAAACCUAAGAAAACAGCCAGUUAUAAUGCUGCCGAUGAAGCUGCAGAUGUACAGGCACAUGCCCAAGCCAAGAACACAUCAUUGGUGGAUGAUCUGCUACAGCUAGCUGAUGUACUGCAUUCCUGUUCACUGGAACCUUACAAGUCCAUCAUUGGCCACAUGGACAUGGAUAUGAUCAUAGAUGCAGCCUUGUUCCUGUGGUCUAAAUGCAAAGUUCAGUUCCAGCGAGUUGUGUCAUCGUCUAUGGAGGGCUGUAAAUACGUUCUAAACGAUUCACAGUCCAGCAAGUGGAUGUACCUGAUAACCGUGGUACACACAGCUCUUUCUUGGAGUGAUGCAUGUACCUUUGAUCCCAUCCUGUUCUCUGAGGUGGCACUCAAAUUAGCCCUUGUACUUGAGUGCAAAGCUAAUCUGAACGAACAUMAGCCCAGAGCUGAUAGUGGUGAGCUGGAGUCGCCCAAUCCAGGAGCGCAAUCUCAAACAGACAAAAAGCAAGACAGCAGCAAAAAGAAAGUCCUAGAAUCUGAUAACGCAGAAAAGGUUGAGCGAUGUCAGACCGCUUCAUCAGAGUCCAGCAAGUAUUCAUCUAUACUUGGUUUGACUAACGAAGGGUAUAGUCAUGGAGUUCGAGGGUUGCUAGCCAAGGCAUGUGAUGUGUUAAAUCAAGGGUUCCAAGGUAUUGGUAGAGCAAGAGAUGCCUUUGCGCAGGCUAAUGGUAAAGAUAUCGUUGAUCCAGGUUCUGUCAASGGUUCAAUUACAAAUGAUGAACAGGAUUCCAAAGAAGAUGACAGUAACAGGUUAGAGAACAUGGUGAAGGCGUUACACAUGGAGCUAUUGUUUGUACAUCAGCGAGUAGCUGUCAAACACGCAUCGUUAGGGCAAGAUCCAGAAUCAAGACGCUCUUCUCAGAAGAAAACCAAGUUUGACAAGUCAAGUACCACCUCUACUCAGCAGCUCAGUGACRUCGAGAGCGAGAUUAUUGCCUCAUGUGAUAAGAACCCUUUAUCAAAGGCUUUAGUAUUGAUGCAAAAGGCUGGGUGUGCUGUUACACUUAAAGGAAUGUCUGGAACAGAAGAACAAACACAGCUCUUGAAGGAAAGCAUGGAGUUGAUACAGAAGGCCCAGCAGCAGGAUCGUAAACUAUUAUCCUGGAACAGACCGGGCAAGGAAUCAACAGUUGUAGCAAGUGACGUACCUCCACCCCCUCAGUUGGUUUAUCGCAGUCCCACCAUGAUGAUUUUCAAGCCAGCACAAUUUGAACCCAGCAAUGAUAAGGUGGCGUGGUAUCGGCUMUUUGCCAGGUCAGCCAGUGGUAAUAACAUCAAAGUCAGAUUAAACGAUUACCAGCUGCCUGGAACAGGAGAAGAGACUCCCGCAACCAGCGACUGCGCAUUGAUGGUUAAAGGACUAAAACCAAACCAAAGAUACGUAUUCGCUAUAGCAGCCUACAACACGAAGGGUCAAAUAAUCGGUAAGACUAUUGGUUCUACAAGUCGUCCAGUACUGGCUGCGCAUUCCCUACCAACACUGAUGGCCUGGGGAUAUCUAGCACAGAUUGCAUACACUGCUGGCAUCCCAUCUGUAGCUAAAUCAGCAUGUUCUGUGUUGUGGAAUCAUUUUGUUACCGACCCCAAACCAUCUGAAGAGGAGAAGAGAAUCGAGAAAACAGGACAGGAUUUGGUGAUUAGGCUCAAAGUAUUGGAUGAGGACAAGCUUCAACGAUCAUCGUCAGUAUUGAUUCGUCUGUUUCUACAGUCAGUUUUCAUCUCCGUUGACCUCAGCGUCAGGGAAAAUUGUCUGUAUUGUAACUCGUUAUGUGACAAUGGUCCUCUCUACAAUGGUCAGGUUGCUCGCUUACAUGAGUGCGAGAGACUUCUGCUGGCCAUUCAAGUAGCAGGCUGGCUUAACGACACGGCGAUGUGCCUACAAGCUAUAGUCCAGUGUUAUGGACUAUUGGCCCCCAUGGUGCAACAACAGAUACCGGCUAAACCGGUCAUACAGAUCUUGCUUCGUUGUCACGCGGUGCUGCAAGAGGUCCCAUCACUCACUCGUCAUCGUCGGCAAACCUCUGCAACAGAAAGCCUGUCACAUAUGAUUGCAACUAUGACGUAUUUUAUUGCUAAGACCUUAUACAACUGGGGUGAGAAGGCCCUGAGUGGUGCCAUAGUCGAACUGGGCAAGAAAAUGCUUCACCUUGAAACAGCACCUGACAGUGCUAACACCAUGACGUCAAUGCACGCAGCUGCUGCCAUAGCAACCGCCAACACAGUGGGGCAACCACCCCCCAAGAAUAAGAAGAAACUGAAACCCAAACUGAAAGGAGGAAAAGGGAAAGGWUUGGACAAGGAUUUAAACUCUAGUCAUGAUGGUCAGAAUGAGGAACUGAAGUCUUUGGAGGCWUAUAUAACUAAGCUGAGCCAGAAAGCGUUGCAUCGCGAAGAUGAUGAGUUGAGUGGAUCGGAAGAUCCAAACAUCCUGCAUUCAUACGUAGCCAGUUUACCAGCAGCCGAAGCAUACAGAGAAGUUCUUAAGUUCAAGCGUCGUACUCGAUUUCUUGAGUUCGUUGUUCAAGUGGUGGGUAAAGCGAUUGAUGAAGGACACAUUGAGACAAGUUUGGAAUGGUCUAAUGAUGCUAUGACUUGGAUCAUCAGGAGAAACGAAAUGGUCCUGGCCAACAAACCCACAGUAGUACGCAUGGCCCCAACCGUUCAAGAAGACGAGAAAAUAAAACGAUUUGCCACUGCUAUUGUAGAAUUUGGAAAGAGCACAAGGAAAGGUGAUGAACUUGAUCCAGACGAAGUGCGCGUACGAACUAAACUAGAAACAGCCAGACCACCUCAGUCCAAACCAAAGUCACUGCUAAUGUCCCUGAGGAGGACGGGCAAGUUAAAGGGUAAAACAGAAGAAGAUAUUACGGUCCACAUGGCUGCAGAAAGGCUACARAAUGUCUUGCCAGAUUAUUGGAGAUCUUGUAACAGACGAAAGAAGCUGAGGUCCGUMAGUAAAGAAGAACUACCGUGGAAAGUCCAGCUUAAUAUGAUGACUUCUGGUUGCAAUCUCGAGGUUUUCUUGGAGAAGAUUGAUGCUUCUGGAAGCGACAAGGAGAACGCAGUUUAUGGACCGUCCCAAAUGGAUCCUGAUUGGUUUAGCUUCUCUACAUGUGGUAUCCUCAUCAUAUCGUGGGCUGGUACGUCACAUCGCGAUUCUCCUGACCAGACCAUGGGGUUUAGUGGAUCAGUCAUGGAGAUUCCUCCCUAUGCUUCACCAGCGGUGACCACAACACAAACUGCGCGCACGCAGCGUGCAUCACAAGCUCUAACACAAGCAGAUGUUGGAAGGUCUGGAAGUCGUGUAACUGCUGUAACUACCAGCGACAAGGAGGGUGGAACAACUCAUAAAUCUCCACUUGUCUACUUAGGGAAUGCAUUUUCCAACCUUACUCGCGCURUCGUCCUGGCUCAUCGUGGUAAAUACUGGACUAUGUUACAAAACGCCUGUCGUCGCCUGUGGAACACGACCCAAGCCGUCUUGAUCCGAGUAGUAGCAGGAAUUCURAGACUAACUGAUGAUCCACAGGGGGAGGUUAAGGCAGAUAUUGACAUCCUGAGGGGGGCCCUGUGGAAGCCAUUUUACACUGCAGUGGAUUGCUUGAUGGACAUGAUCGUACAUCUGCAAGGGGAUAUUAAACUGGACAAUGAACAAAAUAAAAAGCACGACAAGGUCAAGAAAGGUGAUGUUGAGAUAACCCAAGAUUCAGGGCUGAUGGCAGGUAUAGAGGAAGAGAAGGGCGGCUCCAGCCUUCGCUUUGAGAUCCCAUUGGAUAACAACACCACACUGGACAUGCGUUGGGUCAAGAGGCUUGUACUUUACGCUGCUGAAAUGAUGUUCUAUGAAGGCAAAUSGGAGCGAGUUGUUGAUAUUAUAUUGCGGUUUAACGCAUUGUCAAGGAGUCGCUACGCUGAAUCUGUACUUCCCAUGCUAAUCGUAGCUCAACGGAAACUCGCCGAUCGAAUCAAAGAGCAUGAUGGACCUUCGGCAAGCCAGCCAGUCAUCAAGGUAUCCAAGGAAACGGGCGUGGCUGAGGAAAUCGUUAUARUUCCUGCUGAGUACGAAGCGAUUGAGCCUGCGGUCCAUCUGGAUCCUAUUGGACAUGAUGUGUACAGCGGCAGUACGGAGGCGUUGCGUCUUAUCUCGGUGCCUAUAGAUAUUAAUGAGAGUCUGAGCAAUCUACAUGAGGCAUUAGACAUCAAGCACCAUACAGCAAGGGUACUUGAGCACAGCAGACAACUGCUGUUGUGUUAUCUCGCAGGACAACAGAAAGGUUCUGGUGGCAGCCAUCAUCUUUUACGUCGUGGAUCAUCACGUGUUGGUUUUGUACCCACCCAGGUCAAACCACCAACAGAUGUGCCUACUGAUCUGACAGACCAGGCGUAUGAAUCAGUAGAGGACAUCACUACAUACACACUACAGCCAUCACAGCUAGCUGUGGUGAUCUCUUCAUAUGAUAAGACCAUCGAAAUGCUUCAAAGUCGACAGCAGCGUGGUCUUGCAGCUCAAGCYAUGCAUGAACUUGGAAGCAUCAUGUUCCAUAGUGGGAAUAUCAGAAUGGCGUACAAGUGGUGGGCUGAAGCCUUAGACAACAUUCUCAACACAUCUGAUUCGCUGAAGAAUUGGAGAGAUAUUGCUUCUGCUCAAGGUCAAGACAUCAGUCCUUCUGAGGUGUUCCUACAAAGAUGUGGCAUCUGGGGCUGUUUGUUGGCUGCUUUACUUGCUUCUAACAUCGCUCAGUAUGUUCAUACAUCUAACCUUGGUCUUCGCCAAGAGUGCUGUCUACUCUCUGCCACACUUUUUAAGGCUCUAUUCCACACCUCCUUACCCCACCCCACAGCAGACAAAGACUACGCCUUGUAUGACGUCGGUUCCGGGUUUGAGGUCAAGGAACUUCUUCCAGGAGUUGAUCUCCUAUCAGACGUGUUUCGAAGUGAUGGACGGUCUGUGGUGGCUGCUCUGACUUGGGUGACUGAGGAACUUGCGCGUUCUAGGCACUAUUUAAAAGUUCUCCCAUUAAUCACCUUGUGUCUAUACUUUACCAGUUACGUGUGCAGAGACGUGCAACGCACAGUGGAUAUUCGUAUACUUAGGGCACGUGUGCUGACAGACCUAGGAUUAUAUUCACAAGCCAUUACAGUACUGUCUGAUCUACUGCACGGCGAACGACUACCUCGAGCAGGCCAUGAUGGUCUUAGAUCUGUUGAGACCAAAAAUAAGAAAACCAAAACCACCUAUGCUAAUAACAAACCGCUCACCGAUGCAAGCAACCUAGAGGUUAUGAACGACCUACUUGAGUAUCGUCUGCCCCCACAACUUGCAAAAUUAUAUGGACCACAACUGUCCAGUCGCUUGAAGAUAGCCUAUGUGCAUUUGUUGAUCACCAUGGCAACGUCUAUCUAUGCUAUUCCUUUAAAUAUGCGAGAAGAGUUGGAUCGGUUUUAUGUCGAGRAAGCAGAAGCAGAUGCCGAAGCCGAAGAAAAUGCGCAGAUUGCUCUCGGAGCUGCUCCCCCGUUACUUCAACUUGGCAAGAAACUCGGAAARCCAAAGAAAUCUGACGACACCUUAACUGUUAAGAGCCCCACACUACUUCCAUCGAAGAGGAUUAUUGAAGCYGAUGCCAGUCCUGAAGCUUAUAAGGGUUUUCUGUUGAGUGUAGCUGAGCUUAUCCUGGAAGAAGUCUUCGAAGCUGUCAAAGAAGUCGACGAGAUGGAACUAGAACAUGAUGCCUUCAACGUGUCACCAUCAGAUCUGGAGAUUCUUGUCCUUGCAAGACUUGAGUUAUCUGGGAUCUCUAUUCAGCGAUACCACGCGGUCACAGCAGGUUCUCUUGUGUACUCUGCUAUGAGAUCAUUAGAAGAUGCCGCUGUGCUGAACGAGUUGGACACUGAUAAGCGGUCCCCAUCCAUGUUCAACGCCAGUCCCUUACGUUCCAUCUCCCCGACCGCCACCAUCGAUCACUUCCUCACGUCAAAAGCCCGCAGCCGUCUAGACGCUYGUCUCUGGUUAACCUGCCGUCUAGCAUUAGCAAAGAGCCUCAUUGAAGAAGACAGUGGUAUGGGAAAACUUGGGGGUACCGCUAGAAGCAUCACUGCUCGUAUAGGAUCUUGUGAACAUCACUGUAAACAAGGGGUUGAAGAGGCAGAAGCUUUUGGUGACGUAGAGAUGGCAGCAGAGUUUGGCCUGCUUGACUUUGUAUGUAGUCUACAGAAUGGAAAGAUCUCUGAUGCAUUAGUUAGCAAGUUAGAGGAGAUAAUAGUUCGUUUGGAGCGAUGUCAAACCCUGUCCCAUUCUGGUGAACUUCUGCUAAUGUUGGCUGUGACUCAGUACGUUGAUAUCAACAAACAAGGCAGCUACGCUAAAGACUUGACMCAUCUGCGAGAUCCUGUUAUAGCCUAUCAGCAAGCAGCUAGUAUUCUUAUUAAACAGCUAAUCAAUCUUGGAGAGUCUAUUGACCGCARACUAAAAUCCCCCGUUCUGCCUCUACAAAAUAUCUAUCUACAACAGAUCAACUGGCUGGUCGAGAUUAAACUUCGACUGGGACGUGGGUUAUCACGUGGUACCCUAGAUCAGAAUWGUAAUAUGUCACAUAGAUGGAGUGACGCCGUGAGAGAACUAAAACUAGCUCUUGAACUAGUGCGCAUGUCUGCUUACCGACGGAAACCCAUUGGAGCACACAUACUGUUCAGUAUUGGCCAAGUACAGAGGCGGAUGUUCAAUGCUGGUUUGAUAUCACCGCGAAUUGCAGCCAACUCCUUUAUUGAAGCGAUCCAAUACACAUUUCUAUCAGACCAUGAUCUUGGACUGAUGAAGCAGGCUUACAUGGAGGUCGCCACAAUAUACUUGGAAAGUGUUAAGCAAACAACGUCUGCUCCCCCGACUCCUGAUCUACGAAAAGAAGUCAAGUCAGCCAAGGCUGAGAAAAAAGAAGCUAAAACCAAGUCUAAGAAGGGUAAAGAAGGCAAAGARGUCCUCAAAGAAUCCGAAAAAGAAAAACGAGCUGUCUGGUCAGCGGUACGAGCUGCAGCGCUUGUGUCAAUGGCGCAACACCGCUGUGGACUAUUGACCGGUGAUCCAGAAAUUACAGCGUUGAAAAUGAAGAAAUYGGGUGAGUCGUUACCAAGCUUCGCGCUGUUUGAUCUUCUGGGUACUGAUGACGUGGUACCUAGUGCCAGUUCACUUGUCGGUAAAGACGGUCAAGUCACGCUCGGGACCGAAGUCAGUGGCACRAACACUGUCAAAAUGACCUGGAUUCAGAUGCUCGGGUAUCUAUCGAUGCUUCGUCGGCAGUGUUCGUACAAAGCCCUCGGAGUGGGCACGGAAGAUUUGAAUCCUUUGGCCAUAGCACCGCUGUUUAGUGGUAGAAAGACGCAAAAGCUUUCUUUGGUUCAUGGAUUCUUAAGGAGUGAGCUUGGACCAUAUGCAGAGGAAUGCUGUGGGGUCUAUCCUAUUGAUGGUCUAACAUUACCAGUUUUACCGGUUUUACCGGUUAUUAUUCAGACGCUCGUUACUCAGCCGACUGAAGCAGAGAUGCCACGAACUCCGACAGAAAAGGCCGAAGAUCCCUACAAGUACUUUGCUGUAGUCCAGGGAAUGUCUCCUUCCAGUGCAAGAGACCUCGAGGUGUCUGUCUAUUGGGGUCAGUUACCAGUAGACACCCAGACACCUCAAGAUACCAAGGACAGCAGUCAAAGUCAAGGGUGGGUCUUCAUGUACGGUAUGAACACCAAGGCAUUCAACAUGGCGUCCAAUGCAGGGACCAAUAAUCUGAAGAUUGGGUUGCGGUACUUACCCAUAGCAGAUGUGCAGGCUUUACAUGAAGGGCUAAUGAGCACGUUAGAGCUGGCUGAGAGUGAGUUACAACCAGCUCCUCAAGCAAACAUCGCAGGUCGUCAAAGCAGAACAGAGUUAAGCGUUCCUGCGUCGCAAGACCCCAAAAGCCCCCAGUCUGUGGCUCCUGCUCGUAAGAAGCGUACGGUGGGGAUACGUGCUUUGUCAGCCAAGCAAAGAAGAGAAGAUGUCAUACGAAACAAGCUAAAGGAGCAUCUAGAACAGAUCUAUUCUAUCAUGAAAACACCUGAAGAUGUUGCUUCUAAGGACGUUCCUUUUGAGGUCACCCUACAGAACAUAGCAUGUCUAGAAGCCAUCUUUGAUCCAUGUCGAGGGUACACAGCCAAGGCAUCUGAAGCCUUUUUCAAUUGGUUAAUCACUAUUUUCAAGGGAUAYUAGAUCCACCUUCUUUCGUUUGACACAUAAUUUUGUAAUUUACGAAGUGYAUUUUUUUUACUCCUUUGGUAUUUUGGAGAUGCUUUAUUCUUUUUUMUUGCGUGAAAAAAUUGCCAAUUUGCAAAAUAAA